This is a messenger RNA of Planococcus citri (citrus mealybug), 4839 nucleotides long. Its product is annotated as exportin-4-like. Gene Ontology annotation, cellular component: nuclear pore; cytoplasm. The record is from RefSeq and is a predicted model, not a curated record. Gene Ontology annotation, molecular function: nuclear export signal receptor activity. NCBI's taxonomy places the organism in Eukaryota, Metazoa, Arthropoda, Insecta, Hemiptera, Pseudococcidae. Bases 933 to 4340 code for a protein of 1135 amino acids. The transcript has 22 exons. Gene Ontology annotation, biological process: protein export from nucleus.
UUGAUAUCAAAACCACCACAACCACCAAAACCAUUUGAAAAUUUGAAAUGGUUUUUGAUAUGAAAAACCACCACUACCGCAAAAAACACUAUUAUUACGGAACCAAAACCACAUCCACACCUUAUUAAAAAAAAUUGAAACCAUUUCAAAACCAGAACCAGAAAAACGUUGAAACCUAAACCUUAAAACCAAUUAGAACCGUUAUGGUUUCUGAUUGGAAAACCAAUUCAGAAACCAUAACCAAAAACCAUUAUUUUUAAGUCUUUUAAAAACCACCUACCACAACAACCAAUAAAAUCCAAAUGGUUUUAAGCCCUGGUGCAAAGCAACCUGAAGAUGAAUUGUCAGUCAACUCACAACUGUUUCGACUUUCGAGUUGAGGUAGAUCAUAGAUGGAUACCAGUUGAAUAAUUCUUAUUCAAAGGCCAUAAGGCCAAAAUAGGACGGUACCGGAUUCAGGUUUCACUUCACAGUUCACUUUCAACUUCACCACUACCACGACAUACAGCACUCCUAUAUUUGAAAGUGAAACCGGAACUAAAAAAUCUCUCCCUGUACAGAGCACCAGGCUAUGAGCAAAUCUUCGGUACUUUUUUAGCAACACUAUUCAGCCGUGCAGUGGUUCUCACCUACGCUGACAUCGAACCUUUUUCUCAUAGAAAUCGUGCACAAAUUUCAAUUUAUUUUUAAAUUUCUCGUGCGUGUCAGUGUCGAGCCUUUGAUAAUUAAUUGAAUCGAGUUGAUCUCGUCUAUGGGUAUGUAAUCCAGCGCCCUGUUUCUCAACGUUACAUUGCAUAAAGAGGUGCCCAUCUGUCAGCAAAAAUAUCGUAUUCCUUGUCAUUUUUCCCGAUGAUAUGCGUAUUAUUUUAAUGCAGUUGUGAAUUGACAUUUUUAUUAAGCGUACUAUGAAUUUGGUGAAAUAAUUUGCAACGAUGGAACAGCAAAUUUUACAAGAACUCGAAUCCGCUGCUAAAGUUAUUUUGGCUCCACCAUCGGCAAUAACUAAUCAACAAAGAUCAGAAGCUGAAGCAGUGUUCUUAAACUUCAGACAGACCAAAUGCCCUUAUCAGAUUUGCAAAUACAUUUUCGAAAACAGUACCAUCGAUUAUGUGAUUUUCGAAACGAGUAAUACUUUAAAAGAGGCAGUCAUUAGAGAAUGGAAUUAUAUGGAUAUCGAUAACAUCAACUCGAUUCCAAACUACUUACUACAGCAUGUAUUAAAUCAUCCUAAUCUGGCUGUUUUCGUCAGGGAAAAAAUAUUACAAGUAAUCGCUAUCAUGGUUAAAAGAGGCAGCAUAUCUGAUAUGGGAAACGAACGACGUAAAUUAUUAGGACAAGUGGAACAAUUAAUCAUGAGCGGAGAGCUUCGAAAACAAAUUCUAGGAUGCAGUAUAAUAUGCGCUUUGAUGCAAGAAUACGCUAUAACUGUGAAAUCAGCCGAUGUUGGGUUACAAUGGGAGACUCAUUUGAACGCUAAAAAGCAUUUCGAGAUGACAGAUUUGAAGAAAAUUUUUCAACUCAGCGUUACAACUUUGAGUGAAAUAUGCAAAGUUGACGGACCAUUUUCAGAUAAUGCCUUAAUGUUGAUCAAAAGUCUGCUGCAAAUAGCCGAAGGAACGUUAACGUGGGCUUUUAUUUCAUCGGCAAUGCCGAAAAGAAUUAUUUGUAUUGUGGAAAUGUCCUACGAAUCGGAUUAUAAUCGAUCCUUGAAGUUGGCUUCUUACUGGAAAGAUGUUAUAUUGGUUCCUAAUUUUCUUCAGUUAUUUUUUCAUUUACAUUGGAAAAUACGCGAUAACGCUCAUUUAACGCAUUAUUCUCUCAAUUGUCUAGUACAAUUAGCUUCACUUUGCGGGCCAAUUUUGAGUAACAAGAGCGUUAAAAUAGAUUACGUGAGAAACUAUAUCGAAUGUUUUUUGAAUUUCUUGAACAGUGUCGAGGUUGUAGAUCGCGAAGCGAUUGGAGUCUCGAAUAUAUUUUUGAAGCUGUUAAUAUUUAACGAAAUGACUAUUGUAACCGAUCUUGCUGGUCAGGAUAUUAUUACUUCAUUCUUUCAGCAAAUGGCUCGUCUCACGUGUUACUUUGCUGAGAAAGCAUCGCAGCAGGAUUCGAUAAAUUACGACGAAUCCAUGUUCACCGAAGCGUUUGAUAAUAUGUUAAAGGCGUGGAAUUGUCUAUUUCGUGACGAUUCCGAAGCUAUUUACAAAGAAGCUUCGAGAUGUAUAUUUAAUAGCUAUUUGAAAUGGCAUCUUUCACCUCCUUAUGGAUUCAGAUCUAAAGUAUCUACCGAUGAGGUAGAUGACGCUGAGGAAGAAGAAGAUUUGAAUAAAUACGGUUCACAAUUAGAAGCCAUUGGCAUAUUUGCCAGAAUGGUUCCAGAUCUGGCUAUACCCACCCUUGCCAAGUUAAUUGAUGAAAAAACAUACGAGCUUAGAUUAAUGUGGCAGGGAACUUCGAAUAAUAAUAUUCAAAGGGACGAUCUGUACGAAGAUCUGCAUUGGUUAUUAAUGAUUGCCGGUCACAUACUUACCAAAGAAAAAGACGGCAUGGCCAGCCUUAUACCUACUAGACUAAUGCAAUAUAGUUUAGAAAAGGCGUCCAACAUUAAUGUGAACGAUUCGUUGAAUCUUUUAGCCAUGAUCGAUCGGCCGAUUACUCCGUCGGAUUUUGCCAGUUUGGAAGAAUCAACGGAUCAUAUCAUAUGGCUGGUAUCGUCAGUAUUUCGUUUAGGCGAAUUGGAAAAACAAAUGGGCGAAGCAAAGCUGACUCAUAUUCUGAGCCCAACUUUAUCUUCAACUAUUGCCUGGUUUCUGCAGACGUGGUCUCAUCCUUAUUUAUUAUUUUCUGGAGUGCAUUACAGCAAAACCAGCGUAGCUCUAGCAUCAGCUUUCGGAACAGAUACGGAAUGCGCCAAAUGGAUCGUUAGUUUUAUAUUGAAUAAAAUACAGUCAAAUUUUUCACUCUUCCACGCCGAUCCUUGUAUCAGAGAAAAUACCUGUAAAUUGUUACUAUCGCUAGUCAGUACGAGAGAAAAAGCUGUAUUUCUACUGAAAAAUCAAUUCUUUUGGAACUUGAUCAGUAGCGGUCUGGGAAGCAAUAACAGAUACGUUUCGCCGGAUAUUAAAAAAGUCCUCGUGAAAAGUUUCACUAUCGCUGUAUCUGCCUUUGACGGUCCUGAAGAAAAACGUAUCGAAUAUCUGAAUCAGAUAAUUAAACCAAUUACGGAAAAAUUUCGUAGUAUAGUUUUGGAAGAGAAUUUCAAAAAACAGUAUCACGACGAGAUGGUCCGUAGCGAGAUUAUGGAAAUCGUGCAUCUAUUUUUAGGUAUCGUCGAAGGUACCGGAGUUGUCGAAGAAACUGGCGUUUCGUUUUGUAAAUGUUUGUUCGGUUACAUGUCUCCUGUGUUACCCGAUAUGGUCACGUUGCUUUCGAUUUAUCAUAAUUAUCAGCAAAUUUCUCAACUGAUAUUGGAAUUAUUUCGCGAAUGCUCGCAUACGUUGCUGUGUUAUUUAGGCAAAGAUAAUGAACGUAUUUUUUAUGGAACGUGCUUAAGAUUGGUUGAAACGUAUGUGAAACAUAACAGCGGUAGACUUACCGAAGAAGUAAACGCUGAAGAGGAUUCGUUCAACGAUAUGUUGAUAUUUAUGGAUUUAUUAUCUAAUUUAUUAAGCAAAGAGAUCAUAGAUUUCAAUUCGGACGAAGAGAACGGAUGCGACGAACUAGCUGUAAAUUCAGUCAACGUUUGUAUGCUUGGCUUACGUGGUAUUCUUCCAUUAAUGUCAGUGGAUACUUUGAAAUUUCCUACUCUAUGUUCUAAAUUUUAUACGUUAUUACGCUUCAUUUGCGAACUACACGCGAAAAAGAUCUGCGAACAACCUCAAGAAUUUCUCGUCAGUAUUUUAGCAGUGAUUGAAUUAGGCUUGACGCUAUUUGGACCGGAUAUUACGAAUUUAUGUUGCGAAUUUAUACAAACCUUUUCUAAAUAUUUAUGUCAAAGUAGUGCUACAGCUCCAGUACCUCCUGAAAAGUUCCUUUUAUUGCAGCCGUUCUUGAAGAUCAUGAUCACGAUCAUAUUAUCAAGACAGAUCAAUUCGGACAACGUGAAUGCAUUUGGAUCAGCUUUUCAUUCGUUAAUUUGCUGCUACAAGGAAUACUACGCGCAACUAGUGGAAGAACUAAUAUCUAGUCAAACGGACCCGGAAGUCGCUGAAAGACUAUCGAAAGCGUUCACCGAUCUAACUUCUCGUCUUCGUUUAUGUUACGAUCGUCAAGAAAAAAUCACAUUUGAAAAUAAUUUCGAAAAAUUCGUCUUCAAUAUUCAGGGUUUCUUGUUUGUUAAGUAAUGUAUUUUUUUUUCUUUCAUUCAUCCAAGAAUGAUAAACUCCUCAAGAUUUGUUUUUGCAUGUUUUAUUUUAUAUUUUAAUUAUCUUUUUUUUUUCGACAUUUUCAAAUUACCGUGUAUUAACUUUCCCCGUUCGUUGCCGUAAUAGUUUUAUUGUAACCAUUCAUCAGGUAGUACUAUCGUGUUCUUUUGUAAUUUUUUUUCUCGCUUGAUUGUAUUAUUGUUUUUUUUCACGUGUUUUUUCCUUUUUUUAAAAUCUUAGUCAGAGUAUUUUUUUUUUGUUCAUCGAUGAAGUUUAAUGACGUCUUGUAUUCUACUUAUAUAUUUUUUUUUCAUUCUUAUUUAUUUUAUCGUGAUUAUAUCGAUAUGUGCCACUGUUUGUGCAUUUUUUUUUUACUUGUUUAAUUAAUGUUUGUUUUUGUUUUUUGUUUUUCUGUUUUGUUUUAUUUUAAUAAUUAUCGCGUGUUCUGCUGUGAAUUCCAAUAAAUGCUGACGAUUAA